This is a messenger RNA of Somion occarium, 1382 nucleotides long. Lineage: Eukaryota; Fungi; Basidiomycota; Agaricomycetes; Polyporales; Cerrenaceae. The record is from the annotation of a GenBank genome assembly.
AUCUCUCGUUGACACAGGAAUUUUGCGUUUCAGUGACAAUGUUGUUCAACUCUGUAAUUGUCUUAUCUCUUCUCGGGCACUUCGCUUCUGCAAGCCCAGUUGCCGAGCCAAAUCCCGAACCUAUCGUUGUUGGUCCUCGUUCAUGGCAUAUUCCAUUGAUGAGGCGUGACGGCGAACAAGCUGGAAAUGGUUAUGCGGAUCUCGCAGCUAUCUACUCUGAUUGGCAGAGGACUAUCCAGAAAUACGACCGUGGUUUCAAAGCUUAUAAGGCAAAUACCGGCUCUGACCACCCCCUUUCCAUCGGCUUCAACCCUUCCCCCGACCUUAGCAAACGAAGUGUAGGUGCUCUUCCGCUCGAAGACGAGAAAAACGGCACUCUAUGGCGAGGUAACGUCAGCAUCGGGACACCGCCUCAAAAUUUCACCAUGGACUUCGACACCGGUAGCAGCGAUAUCUUCUUGCCUGGACCUAACUGCACGGAGAACUGCGCCGAACACAAGCCCUUCUUUCCCGGCAAUAGCUCGACGGCACAGGAUCGUCAGCAGAAUUUUACGCUUGCCUAUGGAGAUGGUUCAAGCGUCAGUGGCGAGCAGUAUAAUGAGACGGUUAUCAUUGCGAACCUAACGGCUCAGAAUCAAGACAUUGGUGCCGCUGCGACCUACUCCUCCGGAGAUGCGUACGCGAGGUUCCCAACGGAUGGUCUUAUUGGCUUCGGGUACCAAUCGAUCUCGGUUUACAACGCGACUCCUUUGUUCCAAAACCUUGUCGCUCAAAAUCAGACGUCGGAGCCCGUCUUCGCGUUCAAGCUUACACCGGAAGAUGGUGAGCUUGUUCUUGGCGGUGUCAACAGUAGCCAGUAUACCGGAAAUUUCUCUUUCGCUCCAGUCGUUAUCCAGGGAUUCUGGCAGGUCACAUUGGAUGGCGUUGUAGUCAACAAUAAGACUACUGUCACCAAUCAGACCGCUAUAAUCGACACUGGUACCAGUCUUAUUGUCGGCUCUCCUGAUGAAGUGAAGGAGUUGUACAAGAAUAUCCGCAGGUCGACGAGCAUCAGCGAUGGCAUCUAUUCUAUACCAUGCGAUUUCAAUGACACCGUGGCGUUCACGUUGGGCAACACCACUUUCCCUAUCCCUCCAAGUGUCUUCAAUCGUGGCAAAAUCGUACCUGGCUCGGACCUAUGUAUCGGUGGUGCUUCGGGUAUGGCUAACCAGCAAUUCUGGGUGCUUGGUGAUCUCUUCUUGAGGAAUGUGUAUACACAGUUCGAUCUAGGGAAUAACCGAGUUGGCUUUGCAACUCUAAGCUAGAUUAUUGUAGACUACAAUCAUUGUAGAAGAGAGUAUCAAUUAUUCCUUGACCUUCGACAAUGCACAUCUUUGUACAUU